Molecule: messenger RNA, 2181 nt
Organism: Actinia tenebrosa (Australian red waratah sea anemone)
Lineage: Eukaryota; Metazoa; Cnidaria; Anthozoa; Actiniaria; Actiniidae
Product: ras-related protein Rab-24
Molecular function (GO): GTP binding; GTPase activity
Source: RefSeq, a predicted model, not a curated record
AUGAUUGUAAAACUUUACACCAACGAUGACUACAUAAUGAUUUCAUGAGUUUUCCUGGAAGCCAUUGUCUUAAAUGCUAAAGAUACAAAGAAUUAGUUUAUUUAGUACGUUUGUAUAGCGUUCGUACUGAGAUCAGGCUGUGAUAUGGGAUCCAAAGUUGACGCUAAAGUCGUGUUAUUAGGCAAAGAAUACAGUGGCAAGACUAGCCUUGUGGAGAGAUACCUUCAUCAUCGAUUCAACGAAGGCGUCCCUUAUCAAAAUACUAUUGGUGCAGCAUUUGGAGCAAAUAAAGUUAUAGUUGGAAAUAAAAGCAUAACCCUUGGAAUAUGGGAUACAGCAGGCUCAGAACGUUAUGAGGCUAUGAGUAGAAUAUACUAUCGCGGGGCUAAAGCAGCUGUGGUUUGUUAUGAAUUGAUAGAAAAAUCUAGUUUUGAAAGAGCCAAAUUUUGGGUCAACGAACUCAAAACAUAUGAACCUAACUGUAAAAUAUAUCUUUGUGGCACUAAAUUAGAUCUUGCACAACAAGAUAAAAAGUUGCGAAAAGUAGACUAUCAUAUGACAACAGAUUAUGCUGAAGAAAUUGGUGCUGUGGUAUUUGAGACAUCAAGCAAAACAGGCCACAAUGUUGAAGAAGUUUUCUUUGAAAUUGCAAAAGAUUUUGCAAAGGAUGAGGAAGUUCCUAAUGAAAUAGAUGAUAAAGAUACUCUUCAACUCCAAGAAACAAAAGAUAAAAAAGUUGGUUGUUGUUGAUAAAGAAGUAAAAUGUUUUUCUGUUUAUAAAUGUGGCUAGUAAAAGCACUAUUGAAGUAAAUCGAAGAUAAAAAAGUGGAGCGAUUGCAGAAUACCCCAGCCCAGUCCAGUCCAUGUUUUACAGAUUUUUCUCAGUCCAGUCCAGUCAAUGUUUUAUAAUAUGCCACGCGGCUACGCAGUCAAAAUUAAUGCGUCAGGCUUCCUGUGUCGAGAACAAGGUAUAACUACGAAGUGGCUACGCGGCUACGCAGCUACGCAGUCAAUAUUAAGAUAUUCCGAACCAUAUUUUGGUAUCCCCGUGUAUUAAGACCCGUAGCCGUAGGCAACUGCCUACACAGUAUGAUCUGGAUAGGCUGUGAAGUAUUCCUGUUUGUUGAAGUUAUUCAGAACCAUAUUUUGGUAUCCCUGUGUAUCUUACAUGUAGCUGUAGCCAGUGGCUACAAGCAGAGACACAUUCAUGAGUGGUGGGGUAUUCUGCAAUUUAGCCAAUAUUCUAAUAAUAAUACAAUAGUUCUUUCAUAUUACUUUACUUUAAAAAUUUUCAAUUUGCUAUAUAUUUUCACUUGCUUUUUUAAGCAACCAAAGAAAAGAAAGAAAAAUUACUUUUCUCUUAGGGUUCAAAUAGAAUCUUUCAGUUUGCUCAAAGGUGCUAGGACAGACCGAUUGGGUURGUUAUAUAUCGGUGUGUUUGUUUCACUUAUUCGUAGAUACUAAAUAGAGUCCACUAAUAUAUGUUUGUUUCUAAAUAGACACUAAAUAGGGCUCACGAGAAGAAAAAAACAGCUAAAAACUAGUAUGAGCUGUGUCGGUGUUUCUAAUUAAACAGUAAUGAUAAAAAGGUAAAUUAUACACCGUGAAAAGAUGAAAAAACUGACUGACGUUUCGGACGAAGGACUAGCGUCCGAAACGUCAGUAAGUUUUUUCAUCUUUUCAUGGUGUAUAAUGCAUGUAUCCUUUUAUCAUUAAAAGUAAACGUCCUUUCCAACCAACGGUCCGUCUGGUUUGAAUCAGCCGUACGAUAUGAAUAUAUUUACCACGUCCACCAACGGUCCGUCUGGUUUUAAUCAGCUGUACGCUCUGAGUAUUUACCGCUGCACUACCGUGUAAAGCAGCGCCGGCGUCACUUCGUUAGCGAUUACUUUCUUUAAUAAGUUAAUCAAAUUUACCUUCAGUACAGUAAAAUAGACCGGGGUAGGAAAGCAAGAGCGGUUCUUUUGUACUCUCGUCUGCUCGGAUAAUCCAAUUAUUUUGGCAGGACCUAGGGCACUUCGUUUACACAGCAAUGACAGAUAUGACUUUGGCGAACGCAAAACGAAGGGCAUACCUACCUCUAAAGUAUUUGACUGUACUGAAGGUACAAUCCGUGUGUCCUAGCGCCCUUGGUUUGCUCCUAAUGGUUCUCUGCCAUAAACACCUUACUUUUAUAAAUGA